This is a messenger RNA of Hylaeus anthracinus, 2415 nucleotides long. RefSeq lists its product as uncharacterized. Bases 1548 to 2078 code for a protein of 176 amino acids. The record is from RefSeq and is a predicted model, not a curated record. The transcript has 5 exons. Lineage: Eukaryota; Metazoa; Arthropoda; Insecta; Hymenoptera; Colletidae.
UCCGUAUAAAAUAUCGAGACCAACCGCGACGCAGGUCGCCGAUCAAAGGGCGGCGAGUCGUGAUUAAGGGCGAAACGCAUGAAAGAAAGAGCGAUCGAAGGGGAAGGUUGGUGGAGAGGAUGAAACAAGAGGCUCGCUUACACAUGCAGGUCAGCAGGGGGUAGACCAGCGCAGGACAGGGCUUGGAACGCAGGAGCGCCUAGAGCCAGGGUGCGCAGGGGGAUGCCAAAGAGAGAGACAGAGAGAGAGAGAGACGACGCCGCGCGUCGGACGGAGGCGAACCGACGACGCCGCCGUGGAUGAAGGAGAGAAGGAGGGAGGAAGACGGCCGUAGCCUGGCGCCUGCGUGUUCAUUCUCGAGGGCUCGCUCUCAUCUGAAAUCCAGGAUACCCAGUCGCGAGCGCGCCGCCGACACAGAGCAUUCGGAGGACGGAGGAUAACGGUCGCUGACCUGGCUACCACCCGGCGAGAGGCGCAGUCCACCCUCUCUCGCGCUCGCUCCAAUCGCUGGCACCCUUGCUCGCUCCUACCAACGGAGCCACAAGUUUGAAUCCACGAGGAGAACCGGCCGGCCGGUCUGUUUGCCAGGAAGUUCGUUCGUCUCGUCGCGGUGUUCGACUGUCCUCGCUAGGCGCACCUGAGGGCUUCCAGCAGCCUCUCAACCUCAGGUGACCGUGCUUGGAAAGACUUCCUGCCAGGAAGACCAAGGUGCUCGGUCAGGGAGGCUCGUGUCCCGGGCGCCGGGAAGCCAGAGUUCAGGAGUAACCUGCGGGAGUAUUGGGAAGUUUAGGAAGAUCUCUAACCUUUCGCCUCAGGUGAUUUGGAAAGACAUUGGUGGAGAGACUUUGCUCGGGAAGACAAGAUAGAGUAGAGCGAUUGGUUUUGGGGGUUAGGACGCGCCCCAAGAAUUAGUCUUACGGGGAAGGUCCGAUUUGGAAGUUUCACUCGCGGAUCGAAGAAGUUUUUUCUCCCGUCGAAAAGGUUAUAGAAACACAGUGUUCCACGAAGGUAACUUUUUGGGAGACCGGAAGUGAUCGGCAAGGUUUGGUAUCGUGCAUUAACAAGGGUUAGUAACCCCGUGUUCUGAGGCGAGGAGCAACACCACGGAAGGUCAGUUCGCUCGUAAAGAGGAACGACUGGUCUCAUUGUGCCGAGCGGUCUCCAGGCGGCGGAUUGGACGCUGAUCGGGGAUUACGGAUAAGCGUCGAAGGGGACGAGAAAUCAGAAGCGUUGGGAGUGCCGAAGUAGUUCGUAUGCUUCGGUCAGCAUCGAGGAUUCGAGUAAAUCAGGAUCUUUGACAACGUAACCGGGACCUGGGGGACUCAAACUACCUGAAACGUACGUAAUACACGAACUGCUGGGUGUCGGAGCUGAAACCAAUCCUGAUCGGUGCACGUGUCCACGAUACGAAUACGCUCGAACAGCAUAGAUGCACAGGAAUUUCCAUACUAAUGAUUAAAUCGUCGCCAUCGAGCACAACCAGCAGACAGAAGGGACGAUAGUGCGGCAGAACAUGACCCUCGCCGAAACGACCUGUUGUUGACGUUAUGGGGUGGAUCUUCCUUGCUAGUAUUUUACUCCUCUCCUUAUGCGCGGCGGGAUUGCCGUUGCCACAGGGCGGUGGCGGGGCGGGGGGCCAUGGACAGCCGCAGGCUGGCUCGCCGAGCACCCCAGGCCCCGGCGGUGGCAUAGCUGGCAGUGGUGUAAGCAGCACCCUCGGCGCUGCUGGCGGCGGUGCCUCUGGCUCUGGCAUCGGCGCCGCCGGUACAGUUGGUGUCGGUCUCGGUGUUACUGGAGGAACUACCGGCGGUGGAGCCGGUGGCGGUGCCGCCGGUGGUGGCACAGGUCGGUCCGCUGGACCGGCUCGUCGGGGCCGAGGGUGGCGCGACUGGCGCCGCGGCGACCCCACCCUUAUCAAAGGACUUUGGAAGUCGAAGGGACCUCUAGAUUCUUUAGGAAACGCGGAGGUGUAUAUCUUCCUAGCGCUGCUGAUCGGUUUCAUCACCGUGGUGGUGGGCUGCUGGCUGUCGGACAACUGCUGGUCACCUGAGCCCGAAGGGGUGGUCACACUCGCAUAGCCUAGUGCAGACUUCCGUUCGUCCAGGCGAUAACAACUACCGCGCCGGCCCUCCUACAGGAGCUUUCAGGACAUCGGCCAGUCGGAACGGCAGAACGUCGUUGGGAAUCAGCGGCCGUUGCUCGAUAUUAACGACAACCACACGCUACUACCGAUAUGACGCGAGAAUCUUGUCGCGUGAACCCCACUUACGCGAUGGACUCCACCUGUUACGUAUUACCAACGUUCGCACGGUACCGUACAACAUCGCCGGAGCUGAAAGCCCAAACGUUCAUCGAAAUAUCGACAUAUCCGACGCUGGAGCACGAUUCGCGAUGCUCGCGACGCACUGCGACUCG